CUUUCUCCUUCUCUUUGUUGAAGCAAGUAGAGCUACCAUGAUCAUCAUUAGAACAUUCUUGUUCUUCUUGGUUAUCAUGGCUACAACUAAAAUUGCUUUAAUGGAAGAACAGACAUACAUAAUUCACAUGGACAAGACCAAAAUGACAGACUCAGAUCAUCAACAAUACUACCAAGCAGUGAUUGAUUCCAUCACCAAACUCUCAUCUCAAGAAGAAGAAAAAGAAAACAAGACACCAACUCCUCAGCUCCUUUACAUAUAUGAAACUGCUAUAUCAGGUUUUGCAGCAAAGCUGUCAACCAAUCAACUCAAAUCCUUGAACCAAGUUGAUGGUUUCCUCUUUGCCAUACCUGAUGAGCUGCUAAGUCUCCAUACCACACAUACUCCACAGUUCCUUGGCUUACAAAAUGGCAAGGGACUUUGGAGCGCUUCCAACUCAGCCUCGGAUGUAAUUGUUGGCCUUGUUGACACAGGAAUCUGGCCAGAACAUGUAAGCUUCCAGGACUCAGGUAUGUCCCCGGUACCCUCUCGCUGGAAAGGCACUUGUGAAGAAGGCACAAAGUUCUCAUUUUCAAAUUGCAACAAAAAGCUUAUUGGUGCAAGAGCUUUUGUCCAAGGGUAUGAGGCCAUUGUUGGCAGAGUCAAUGAAACAGUGGAUUAUCGAUCCCCUCGUGACUCGAAUGGGCAUGGAACUCAUACUGCUUCCACUGCAGCUGGUAACUUUGUGAAUCAAGCCAGCUUAUUUGGCUUGGCCAAGGGCUCAGCCAGUGGAAUGAAGUAUACUGCAAGAAUUGCAGCCUAUAAGGCCUGCUGGACAUCGGGAUGCGCUAACUCUGAUGUAAUGGCUGCUAUUGACAGUGCUGUUGCAGAUGGGGUAGACAUUUUGUCACUCUCAUUGGGAGGUGUUUCUAAGCCUUAUUACAAAGACAAUAUUGCUAUAGCUUCAUUUGGGGCAAUCCAACAUGGAGUUUCUGUGUCGUGCUCAGCCGGUAACUCAGGCCCUUCUAGGUCAAGUGUUAGUAAUGCCGCACCUUGGAUUAUGACUGUUGCAGCUAGCUAUAGUGACAGAAGCUUUCCAACAGCAGUGAAACUUGGGGAUGGACAAAUUUUUGAAGGUUCAUCUCUAUAUUCUGGUAAGAAAACUAAACGAUUGCCACUUGUGUAUAACAGAACUGCAGGUAGCCAAGGAGCUGAGUAUUGCUUUGAAGGUUCACUGGUCAAGAAGCUUGUAAAAGGAAAGAUUGUGGUUUGUGAGGAAGGAAUAUAUUCGCGAACUGAAGUUGGAGAUAAAGUGAAGAAGGCUGGGGGAGCUGGAAUGCUUCUACUGAACAGUGAAGAUGAAGGUGAAGAACUUCUUGCUGACGCUCAUAUUCUGCCGGCCACUUCUCUUGGAGCUUCUGCUGCUAAAGCCAUCCGAAAAUACGUAGGCUCAGCAAAGAAACCCUCAGCUUUGAUUGUGUUCCAAGGCACAGUCUACGGCAACACUGCGCCUGUGAUGGCAGCCCUUUCAUCUAGAGGGCCAAAUUCUGCUGGACCGGACGUGAUCAAGCCUGAUGUGACUGCACCAGGUGUGGACAUUUUGGCUGCUUGGCCACCCAAUAUCAGCCCAAGCAUGCUUGAAAGUGAUAACAGAAGUGUUCUGUUUAACAUAAUCUCAGGCACUUCAAUGUCUUGCCCCCAUGUGAGUGGCUUAGCCUCUCUUCUCAAGUCAGUGCAUAGAGAUUGGUCACCUGCAGCAAUCAAAUCUGCACUAAUGACCACAGCUUACACACUAAACAACAAAGGGGCCCCAAUUGCUGAUAUUGGCUCAACUAGUACUUCAAAAUCAGCUACCCCUUUUGCCUUUGGUUCAGGGCAUGUUGACCCAGAAAAUGCUGCUGAUCCAGGACUAGUUUACGACAUUACCGCUGAAGACUACCUGUUUUAUUUGUGUAGCUUGAGUUAUAACUCUUCCCAAAUAGCUCUUUUCUCCAGUGGGGUUAAUUUUACUUGUCCAAAAAAUGCAGUUCUUCAGCCUGGUGACUUGAAUUACCCUUCAUUCUCUGUGCUUUUCAGCAAAGAUGCAAGGAAUAUGAGUGUUACGUACAAGAGGACAGUGAAAAAUGUUGGUAAAAUUCCUAGUACUUAUGCAGUGCAGGUGAAAGAACCUACUGGAGUAUCAGUAACUGUUGAGCCUAGGAGCUUGGGGUUUAAGAAGAUGGGUGAAAAACUGAGCUACAAAGUCAGUUUUGUUGCAUUGGGAGGACCAGCUUUGACCAAUUCAUCCUUCGGAACCCUAACUUGGGUGUCAGGGAAAUAUAGAGUUGGAAGUCCCAUAGCAGUAACUUGGCUGUAAUAAGUUUUUUAUUUUUGGUCAAAGCUAUAAUAAGUUUUGGGGCUAAAUCACCAUCAACCUCAAGUUUAGGACUAAAUGAUGGAGGGCACAGAAGUAUGUAAUUUUAACUGCCAUAAAUUAUUACCAGGGAUUGCCAGUUAA
This is a messenger RNA of Prunus mume (Japanese apricot), 2476 nucleotides long. It is a transcript of the gene SBTI1.1, whose product is annotated as subtilase family protein. Gene Ontology annotation, biological process: proteolysis. The record is from RefSeq and is a predicted model, not a curated record. Gene Ontology annotation, molecular function: serine-type endopeptidase activity. Lineage: Eukaryota; Viridiplantae; Streptophyta; Magnoliopsida; Rosales; Rosaceae.